This is a messenger RNA of Penicillium verrucosum, 618 nucleotides long. RefSeq lists its product as uncharacterized. The transcript has 2 exons. Lineage: Eukaryota; Fungi; Ascomycota; Eurotiomycetes; Eurotiales; Aspergillaceae. Bases 1 to 618 code for a protein of 205 amino acids. The record is from RefSeq and is a predicted model, not a curated record.
AUGCCAGUAACCGAACUCGCCCUCCUCCAGCUGAAAGCGCAAGAUGCCCACUCGUCUACCAAAAUCGGCCUCUUAGAAGCCCAAAAGAAACAGACAGGAUACUCCGAAUACCAAGUCACAUACCUCCGCCAGAUCGAAGACCCAUCAUUUUUUUAUCUACUAGGCGGAUGGGAGUCUGUCGAGAAACACACAGGCGAAGGCCAAUGGCUUUCAUCCGAAGUCAACCAGGACCUGCUUGCGCGGUUGCAGAGCGAUCUUGAUGUUAGCUGGAUGUUUCAUUUGGAUGUUGAUCCAUCUACAUCCAAAAUCCCACUGGAUGCACCUGUUCUCGCUAUAACUCGGUGCUUUGUCGAGGCUGGCAGGAAAGAUGAAUUCGACGCUGUUUUCAAAGCUGUCGUGUCUCAUUUGAAUGCAUACACGGCUCCGUUCUCUGUCUGCGGUGCGUGGCGUAUCGAUAAAGAGGGACAGGAUGAGGAGUUUGUUCUUUUCAGUGGGUGGAAUGAAAUCCAGGAUCAUAUUGUUUUCGGGGAGUCUGAGGCUUCGAGGGAGUUUGGAAAGCUUAAGGCGUUGAUGAAGGACGCGGAGGUUAAGCAUGUACAUGUUGAGAAGUGGGAGUAA